AUGCUUUUCCUUUCCCUUUUCUUGUGGGUGACCGCGGUCCUGGCCUUGUUCAACCGCCCCACGCCCCCCUCCAAGGACAGUUUCUACGAUGUGCCCCAGAACGUCUCCGACUACAAGUACGGAGACAUUAUCGCCGUCAGACCCACGCCGGCCAAGGUCAGAUCGCUCAUUUUCCCCAUGAGCGUGAAGAACUCGUGGCAGUUUCUCGUGCGUUCCGAGGAUUCUCACGGAAACGCCAACGCCUUUGUCACUACCGUCUUGGAACCCUUCAACUCAGACCCCUCCAAGGUGCUCUCGUACCAGGCAUGGCAGGACUCCAACUCCAUCGACUGUGCACCCUCGUACGCUCUUUUGUACAACGCCAACGGCGACACCAUCACCACGCAGACGGAGAUCCCGUUCAUCCAGUACGGCCUUCUGAAGGGCUGGUUUGUGGCUGUUCCCGACUACCAGGGCCCCAAGUCUGCGUUCACGGCGGGCCACCAGUCUGGAAAAGCCGUUUUGGACAACAUCCGUGCGGUGCUUCGGUCCGAGGACGUGACGGGGAUUGAGAAAGACGCCCAGGUGGCGAUUUUUGGAUACUCUGGCGGUUCUUUGGCUUCAGGAUGGGCUACCCAGCUCCAGCCAGCGUAUGCUCCAGAACUCAAGGAGAACCUUAUUGGCGCUGCCAUUGGCGGCUGGGUCACCAACAUCACGCUGACGGCUUUGGCUGCAGAUGGCACUUUUGCAUCUGGGCUUAUUCCCAACGCCAUCAACGGUAUCAUCUCUGAGUACUCCGAGUUCGCCAAGCUCAUCGACAGUGAAAUUGCCACAUUGAAGAAACGCCGUUUCUACGCCGCCAAGGAGAACUGCCUUAUCAACUCGCUCGUGGCGUACAUUUUCCAGAAGUUCUUCCUGGGACUCUUCCCCUACUUCAAGAACAGAGUGGGCUUCUUUGACGUUCCGGUAAUCGCCGAGAUCGUCAGAAACAACACCCUCGCCUACGUCAAGCUGGACGGUGUUCCAGAAAUUCCUCUCUUUGUCUUCCACGGUGAGGUUGAUGAGAUAGUGCCUAUCAUCCAGCCGCAAAGAGCAUACGACAAUUUCUGCGAAUGGGGUGCUCCUUCGAUCGAGUGGACCAUUUCUGAAAACACCGGCCAUGCCAUUGAAACCUUCCUUGGCGUGGGCGCCGGUCUCAGCUGGAUCGAAAAGCGUUUCAACGGUGAAGCGCCCAUUUCUGGGUGUCUGAAGACCAUGAGAACCAGUAAUCUCGAGUACCCAGGCGCCGAUGUGAUUUACAGCCAGGUGAUCGCCACCUACGUCCAGGGCAUUUUUGGCGCUGACAUUGGCGAGGAUACCAUUGACAUCAACGACUCUACAUGGCUCAGCAAGAUCAUUCUGUAUGGAUUCAGCAGGUUCCUCGGUUUGAUUGGUCCAAUUCCGCUCAAGAGAGACGAGACCAUCAAGGACGUCAUCAGCAACCACACCGUGGACGAGUUGUACAAGGGCUUCCUGGACGUCAAGGCUUUGUUGCAGAAGCACAACAUCGACCCUAUCAAGGUUCUCGAGGGUGAAGCUGAUAUUUAG
Messenger RNA from Candidozyma pseudohaemuli, 1566 nucleotides. RefSeq lists its product as uncharacterized. The record is from RefSeq and is a predicted model, not a curated record. Gene Ontology annotation, molecular function: triacylglycerol lipase activity. The coding region runs from base 1 to 1566 and encodes 521 amino acids. The transcript has a single exon. Gene Ontology annotation, biological process: lipid catabolic process. Lineage: Eukaryota; Fungi; Ascomycota; Pichiomycetes; Serinales; Metschnikowiaceae.